Pseudopodoces humilis (Tibetan ground-tit) is the source of this 3128-nucleotide messenger RNA. RefSeq names its product MDM2 binding protein (gene MTBP). NCBI's taxonomy places the organism in Eukaryota, Metazoa, Chordata, Aves, Passeriformes, Paridae. Gene Ontology annotation, biological process: regulation of protein ubiquitination; traversing start control point of mitotic cell cycle; protein localization to kinetochore. Gene Ontology annotation, cellular component: kinetochore. The record is from RefSeq and is a predicted model, not a curated record.
AUGGACCGCUACGUGCUGCUCCUGAGCUGGGGCGAGCGCCGGGCCGAGGGCGGGCCCGCGGCAGCGACCGCCGCAGCUGGGACUGCUGCUGACAUAUAUCAGUUUCUGAAAGAAAGUUGUAAUGCAUCUAUAAACACAGAUGUGAGCACAUUCCCAGCAUGCUCAGUGGCUGGUAUUCCAGGUGCAAAGAAAUGGUAUUUUGCAAGUCAGGUCAUUUGUGGUUAUUAUCAGUUCUGCAGUUCUGACUGGGAGGAAAUAAAUGUUGGCACACAGAAAAAUGAAGACUCUCACCAAGAAAGUAUUGAUGAGAACCUGCGAACCACACAAAAUUUUGAGGAAGAUGACAGUAACAGUCAAGAAUCACUGUCUCUGACUGAUAUCUAUGAUGAAGCUGCUGAAAGUCUGCAUCAAUUAGCUGAUAAACUGCCUGCCCCAGGCAGAGCAAUGGUUGAUGUAAUCCUGCAGGCUGUUGAAUGUGAUGGACCCAAGUUAAAGGACUGCUUACCUGCUGUUGGUGCCCUGAAACACCUGCGAGAGUGGCACUCUGCACAGAUCACUAUUGCAGCAAGUGAUGCUAAAGGUAGCUGGCAAAAGAUUGCAGACUAUCUGUCAGCAGACUUCGUAUCUUCAGAUGAUAUCAUGAAUAUUAUUGAUUUAAAUGAACUCUGGAGAGGAAAGAUUCAGAUCUGGGAAAGAAAGUUCGGAUCAGGAGUAGAUUUUCCAGAAUUUUGUAUUAAGAGCACUUCAGCCAAGACAUUCAGGACUGCAAAAUUAAAUUCUUGCUUUGCUGCUAAGAAAGAGUGGCAAUUGAGGAACACUGAUACUUUGCCAGAAGUUUUUCAUUACUAUGGUCCUACGCUGGAAUUUUUACAGAUGGUGGUUCUUUCUGAUCUACCUUCCAUUUUUAUAUCAGAUCUGGAGUUUGAGCUGAGUCUGUCAAGAAAGAAUACCGAGGAGACAUCUACACUGCUUCUGGACCAGAUUUCUUUUCUCUCUGGGAAGGUGGGAGCUUUAUUUACAUUGCCAUGUAAUGUAAGCAGUGUAGUGAUCCCAUCUCCUGCCCAGCUGAGCAGCAAGAAAUGGAAGGAAUAUAUGGCUAAGAAACCCAAGGUCAUUUCUGUUCCAGAAAUUGAACUGAAAGGAGAAUCUUGCCGAUACUAUUUCUUGCUACAAGGCAACAGCUCUGGAGGAUGUAAAGCAACCUUGAUUCAUUCAGCUGGCCAGAUCAAUGGGAUGGCCACUCUUGCUGCAGUAAAUGGAAAGCUAAAGGCAAAAGCAGAAGAAACAGAGUCAGACUUUCAUAUUUCUGACUUUAUCAAGUCUCUGCCAUGCUAUUGUGGAGAGGAGAUUGUACAGAGAGAAACAAAACUGUCUCGUCUCCAAGUGUUUGCCUUGAAGGAGUAUCUCAACAGAAAGGAAUUGACCAAGAAGCCUGCAGUUAUUUCUACCAAUGAGUUUAGAAGCUUAUUAAAACUUACAAGAGAAUGUUUUUUGGCCCUGUACAGCACUAGUCUUCCUAAACCCGUUCUACAGAAAGUCUGCAAUAAAACCAGAUCAUGCACUAUGACUUGUGAGCCUGAUUUAAUGGAGCCAAAUCCAUUGGAGUGGCCAGAAAGACACGUUCUUCAGAAUUUAGAAAACUUUGAAAAAAACAAGCAAAAAAUGAGAGUUCCUCUGUUUGCACAUUCGUCCGAGCAGUUGCUGGGACAUAAAGACAGCCAGCGGGAGUCCCUGACCCUGCUGGAUGCUAAAGAGCUGCUGAAGUAUUUCACCCCAGAAGGGCUGCCCGUGGGGGAUCUCCAGCCACUCCAAGUGCCCAAGCGUGAAACUACAUUUCUUUUGACACCAGAGCUUACUCCUAGAAAACUCAGAGCUUUGCCUUUUGAAAAAGCAGCUGGAUGCUAUUAUCAUGGACUCGAAUAUUGUCUAGAUAACAGAAGAGCCUUGGAGAGAGAUGUGGGAUAUGCUGAACUUCAAACUCGUCUUAUUCGCUACGAAACUCAGACAACUUGCACAAAGGAGUGCUGCCCUGUGCCACUUGUCUUGAGUCCUCUGCCAUCUCCUGCAGUCUUGUCAGAGCCUGGAAGUGUCCCUGAUGGAGAGUCUUUACAAAGUGAAUUCAAAACAGAGACAUCAAGGCUAAAAUGCAGAUCAAAAGACCUGGAUUACUUUUAUCCCAAGAAAAGGCUAACCAAAUCUGAGAGUACAGACUCCCUCCUGUCUCAGGCAAGUGGGAGCAGCAGGAGUCACUGUGCAGUUGGUGUGACGAGGAAGUGCUCAGAAAGAUCCGUUUCUGUGGCUGCAGUGCCAUCAAAACUGCCCAGCCAAGCCCACAGAGCAACCAUCAAGGCUGGCUCAGCUGCAGAGCCUGAGGCCUCAAAGCCAGAGAAGGAAUCAAGAUCCCAGAAGCACACGAGGAUGCUGAAGGAAGUGGUUGCUAAGACUCUUCAAAAACAUGGAAUUGCAGAGGAUCAUAAGUGCUUUGCAUCAUGCAGCCAACGUCUAUUUGAGAUAUCAAAAUUCUACUUAAAGGACCUUAAAACUUCUAGAGGACUUCUAGAUGAAAUGAAGAAAACAGCAAAUAGCAAUGCCAAACAGGUGAUUGAAUGGGUUUUGGAGAAGACUGGCAAGUAGAGGCACUGUGGAUUCCAUUCACACCUUCCCAGGAGCUGUGGAGAGAGCACUUCUGACUGGAGAAGCUUUAUACUGCCCAAUGCACACACAGAUCUGCACACUGGGAGGACUUUGGUCAGUGGAAUUAUAUAGACUCAUUCUUCAAGCACAGGAGGAUGGUUGGAAACUUCUUAUACUGAAAGUUUUAAUUUUUUUUUAAAUUCAAAUGAAAAGAGAUUGCAUUUUAUAUGUGUAUUUAUUAUGUUUGUUAAAAUGAAUAUAGCUUGACUUGGUUUAUAAAGCUUUGUAUCUUUUUCAACCAGUGUAUUUGGUUUUUAUACGAAUAAAAAACCCCACAUAUUUAAUUUUGAUACCUACUACUUCGUUUUACCUUUCUGUGUGAAGACCUCUGUUCUACUUACUACAGCUUGCUCUUGUAUAAACAGCUGUUUACAGCAUUGGCUGUUAACAUUUUAUACACUAAUUUAAAGAACAGUUCCUAUUUUGCAGGUGAA